AUGUACAUGUACAAUACAUGGAAGUAUGUCUUACUACUGUGUAAUUUAACACAGUCCACUAAGGUUUUGUCCGACGCCAGAUCGGCCCUCCCAUUCGACAACGUGACUGAUCGGUACCGACAUACCAGUAUCCCUUGGAAGUCCGGAACCAUUUCUCUGCACACUUCGGACAAUGGCUUCAUUGUCCGUCUCUCACAAUUAGAUGUAGGAGUUACCAUAAGUACGUACUGUCGGGCAUCCAACGUGAAGAUCCUUCCCGUGUCUUUCACCCGCGACUUCCCGGAGGACCCCGGGGAGAUCCUUGAGAGUCAUGGCCCCGAAAGACAACAAGAUCCAUCCAGUCGCCAAUUCCACUGCUGGAUCUGUGAGGCGAACGGACACUCGAUUGCCUACCUGGGUCUGGUGGCCUACAUGGUCGAGGACGGCCCUUGGUGGCAGUCCCUGAGCCCGAGGACUACUAGAGGGCCGACCUACUCGCGUCAGCCAACAGCUCCUCGUCAGACAAGUGCAUGGAACAGGAAUCCGCAGAAACGGGCCAUGGCAAAGCUCAAACCAACCAGCGGCGUUGCGCCCAAGCAGUCAAGCGGCGCAGGCCAAAUCCUGGCCGAACGAUCACCUCCUCAUUCCACAAGCCAAAAAGGCGGUCAGAAAUUACCGUCAUCAGAGAUCAUCCGCCACAGGCUUGUCCUGUUGCGACUGGUUGCGUCUACUAGUCAAUUCUUCCAAGGUAUCCGCGAAUCAGAUCCUUUCUCGGCAGUCACGUGA
Messenger RNA from Chaetomium strumarium, 765 nucleotides. RefSeq lists its product as uncharacterized. The record is from RefSeq and is a predicted model, not a curated record. Bases 1 to 765 code for a protein of 254 amino acids. The transcript has 11 exons. Lineage: Eukaryota; Fungi; Ascomycota; Sordariomycetes; Sordariales; Chaetomiaceae.